Molecule: messenger RNA, 2173 nt
Organism: Paramisgurnus dabryanus
Lineage: Eukaryota; Metazoa; Chordata; Actinopteri; Cypriniformes; Cobitidae
Gene: serinc1
Product: serine incorporator 1
Cellular component (GO): membrane
Source: RefSeq, a predicted model, not a curated record
GCCGGCUUCACCAGAGAGCAGCGCUUUUACUGUAAACACACUGCGUCCAUUUUCAUACCCCGUCCGGAAAAACACCAGACAUCAGCGUUAAACAUGGGGGCCGUACUAGGGCUGUGUUCAAUGGCUAGUUGGAUUCCCUGCCUUUGUGGCAGUGCUCCUUGCCUGCUGUGCAGAUGCUGUCCGAGUGGAAAUAACUCGACCGUCACCCGGCUGAUCUAUGCCUUCUUCAUGCUGUUGGGCGUGGGGGUCGCCUGUAUCAUGCUUAUGCCUGGCAUGGAGGGCCAUCUGAAGAAGAUUCCAGGCUUUUGUGAAGGAGGAAUUGGGUCGUCCAUCCCGGGGGUUGAAGGUCACGUUAACUGUGAUGUGUUGGUGGGCUAUAAGGCUGUGUACCGUGUGUGCUUUGGAAUGGCCAUGUUCUACUUGCUUUUCGCUCUCAUCAUGGUCAAGGUUAAGAGCAGCCACGACCCACGAGCCGCUGUGCAUAAUGGGUUUUGGUUUUUCAAGUUUGCAGCUGUCAUUGCUAUUACAGUUGGAGCUUUCUUCAUUCCUGAAGGCUCAUUUACUACUGUCUGGUUUUACGUCGGCAUGGCUGGAGCGUUCUGUUUCAUCCUCAUCCAGCUGGUGCUCCUGAUUGAUUUUGCUCACUCCUGGAAUGAGUCCUGGGUGGAGAAAAUGGAAGAGGGAAACUCUCGCUGCUGGUAUGCAGCUCUUCUGUCUGCCACAACCAUCAACUACGCCCUGUCCCUGAUGUCUCUGGUUCUCUUCUAUGUGUAUUACACUCACUCCGAUGGCUGCACCGAGAACAAAGUCUUCAUUAGCAUCAAUAUGCUGCUGUGUGUGGGGGCUUCUGUUUUGUCCGUCUUGCCUAACAUCCAGGAGUCCCAGCCCAGGUCUGGUCUCUUGCAGUCCUCGAUUGUGACUUUAUACACCAUGUAUCUGACUUGGUCUGCUAUGAGCAAUGAGCCUGACCGAAAAUGCAACCCCAGCUUGCUGGGCAUCAUUGGACUCAACAGCACCAGCCCCGCUGGUCAAGACCGUGUUGUUCAGUGGUGGGAUGCCCAAGGCGUUGUGGGAUUGAUUUUGUUCCUGAUGUGUGUGCUGUACUCCAGUAUCCGCAACUCCAGCAACACUCAGGUGAACAAGUUGACCCUCACCAGCGAUGAAUCUGCUUUGAUCGAGGACGGCCCCGCUCCUGACAGCUUUGAAGUAGGUGACGGCAGCAGCCGCGCUGUCGACAAUGAGAAGGAUGGAGUCACCUAUAGCUACUCUUUCUUCCACUUCAUGCUUUUCUUGGCCUCCUUGUACAUCAUGAUGACACUCACCAACUGGUACAGCCCCGAUGCCAACUAUCAGACCAUAACCAGCAAAUGGCCAUCUGUGUGGGUGAAGAUCUCCUCCAGCUGGAUCUGCAUCUCUCUUUACGUGUGGACCCUGGUGGCUCCGCUGGUCCUCACCAACCGCGACUUCGACUGAAAAGGCCGAUGAAAACCAAAAGCUUGUCGCAAAGCUCCCGCGUCAUCUUUGUGAAUAUUAAUCUCUAUAGGAUAGCAUUCCUAAAUGUAAAUACUACGAGUGCUUCUGCUUCAUUCCCUUAACUAACCUCAUGGGUUUUUUAUCUUGCAUGUUACGUAGGUGUUAAAAUAUAGGCCGAAAUGAAGAACGCAGCUUGAUUUUCUUGUGAUGUUAAUAUAUUCCCACUGUGUUCUCCAAAAAUCGUAGGUAUAAUCUUACAGUGAUUAAUAUGAUCUUUGUAUAGUUUCAACAAAUGUAUCUUAAGUUAUUCAUGUAGUGACAAUGCAGUUCAUAAGUCAUUCGACUCUGAUUCGUAUACAGUGUUGCAAUAGUAUGAAAAAUAUACAAGCAAUUUAUGAUUAUAGUUCGCUUUCUGAUAUGCACAAAAAAAAUUGACUGUAACAGUGCUAACUUUUUUGCAACUUGCAAAUGUUAGUUGUUAGUGUAUGGCUUUAUUUUUAAGCUUGUAGCCAAUGUGCAUUUAUGUUGAACUGUGUUUUGCACUGAAUCCCUCGAUUAUUUGUUUCUCUUCGUAUCCUUUUAGUCUUAUGCAUGAUCGUAUUUCUUGAAAAUGGUCCUGUACUGACUUUUUGUUUUAUUUCUUACAACUGACAAGUGCGUUGUUAUUAUCCAACAUCUUAUUAAAGGUUUAAAACCCUGA